UAGAGUAAGAAGGAGGGAGGAAGGAAAGAGGGAAGCCGAUAGAGAGUGCUGGCACUCUGCAGCGUGCUGCCACCUUAUUAGAUGCAGAAGAACACUGAUUUGAAAUAAAUAUCUGCAGGCACACAUGCACGCAUUAUACACACAGAGCAUCCCACAAGAUCAGAGGAAAUCCAGUUAUAGUCAUCAGAAUGUAAUUAUGGAUUUCAAUCGUGUCAACUGAAAAAUAUCCAAGCGAUCUCUCACAUCUAUCCAGGGACCCAAGAGGAAAGGAGACAUACUGCGAUUACAAUGGAGAAUGCAACUCCGAGUGCUAUGACUAACUUCACAAUUUCGGAACCUUUGAGCAAUAUGCCUGAGAACUCACUGGAGGUCCAAGUCAUCACUAUACUCCUGUCCCUUCUCAUUUGUGGGGUGGGAAUAGCUGGGAACAUCAUGGUCGUCCUGGUGGUUCUCCGGACCAAACACAUGAUGACACCAACUAACUGUUAUCUUGUCAGCUUGGCCAUUGCUGACCUCAUCGUCCUUCUGGCAGCUGGAUUGCCCAACAUCUCUGAGGUAGUUUCUUCUUGGAUCUAUGGCUAUGCUGGCUGCUUGUGUAUCACUUACCUGCAGUAUCUGGGCAUCAAUGUCUCCUCGUGCUCCAUCACAGCUUUCACUGUUGAGCGCUACAUCGCAAUAUGCCACUCCAUCAAGGCACAGUUUAUAUGCACCGUAUCCAGAGCUAAAAAAAUCAUCGGCUGCGUUUGGAUUUUCACCUCACUCUACUGCAUCAUGUGGUUUUUCCUCGUUGAUAUACAUGAGAUGGUUUAUGCCAACGGUGUCGUUGUGAGGUGUGGUUAUCGGGUCUCGAGGAACCUCUACAUGCCAAUUUACUUUUUGGACUUCACGCUGUUUUAUGUCAUUCCUCUGGUCGUUGCUACAGUACUUUACGGGUUGAUUGCUAGAAUAUUGUUCAUGAAUCCUUUACCAGCAAAUUUGUCUGAAAGAGGAAAUGACUCAAUCCACCAAGGACGAAUGAACAGCACGGUGAAAGUCUCCUGCAAGCCAAAUAAGGGUGCAGUGUCCUCCAGAAAACAGGUGACUAAAAUGCUGGCAGUGGUGGUGGUAUUGUUCGCUCUGCUCUGGAUGCCCUACCGUACCCUGGUUGUGGUGAACUCUCUCAUGGACCCUCCGUAUCUCAACACGUGGUUUCUGCUCUUCUGCCGCAUGAGUAUCUACACUAACAGUGCCAUCAACCCCAUCAUAUACAACGCCAUGUCGCAAAAAUUCCGCACGGCUUUUAAAAAGCUCUGCCACUGCAAGACCACAAUCAGUAAGGAGAAGGCAUCAAAACACAAUGCCCCAGUCUACUACAGUGUCAUUAAAGACUCCUCAAGUCCUGAAUACGAGACAGAGCAGGAGGACGUUAGCACAUACAGUGUAUCUGCCAAGCGAGUGAACUUUUCAGCCCAGACUGAAGAAGCAACUGCUCAGGGGAUGUUUAGCAUUGCUUAAGUAAAAUUCCUGAAAAAAGACACAGUUUUGCUGCAGCUCAGCAGUAGAGGCCGUUAUUUCAGCUUUUGCAAGUGUUUUGAGAGUAGAUAUUGUUGCGUGGGCUGUUAAAAAUCUUGCCAGCUAGGAAGAAUUCUUUUACUGACUAACUGCCUGACUAAACUGAGAUGCAUGCUUGACAUGUGAAUGCAUGGGAGUCACUUAAGGCAUCCAUAUAGUAUUUCCAUGUUUAUGAAAGCUGACUCAUUUUUUUUAUUCCACUAUGCAAAAUGUCCAAUUGGCCAACAGAUUUUUCCACUUGAAUAAACAUUCUAUUAAGAAAGAUAAAUAUUUUACAUGAAUAACUCGAAUCAGAAACCUAAUCUAGCACAUUAGAUACCUAGACACUACAUUUACUAACAAAUUUACCUCAUUUAAGCUUCUUGAAAUAGCAUCAUGACAUUUGUGUGGAAUAAAUAUCAAACUUCAAUUGUUCUUGAAUAGCUGCCAACAAUAACUCAUUUGUAUAUAGCUAGUAUACAGUGUAUAUUCCAUACAUAUAUACAUCUUUUUAAACUAACACAAUUUCAGCUUCUUCAUUUCAAGGUCAGGACAAUAAAGUGUUACCUGGUUUAGGAUUUGUUGCCUAGGUAAAGAUCUUCAUUAUGACAUUUUUAAAAAUGCUAAUAUUUGGAAUUACUUGGACUAACUAUACAUUGAAUACAGUUUUGAGCUGAACGUCCCAUUUAAUUCAAAUGAAUACUGUAAAGUGUUUUUACUAUAUUUAGACCUUUCUUACAACUUGUUAAGUACACAUUAAAAAACAUAAACUACAGACACAUGCUGUUUCUGAGCUAUGCUGAUCUUACUGUUCUAGCUGUGGGGUCAUCUGUAGCUGUUGUUCUCAAAGUGGUGGAAAGAGACUGCACCUUUCUUAAGAGAGAAAAAAAAGUAAACUUUAAGAAUAAUAACCAUGAAGAGGCUUUAGAAAGCAGUAGAAUUUAUAUUUUACCUUUCUUGUGGAUUAUUAAAACUGAAUACUUGUUCUCUUACUCAAGUAAAUUUCCUAAAGAAAAAAGUCUUUGUAUUUUAAACUUUUUAAUCCUUACAUUUUUUCAUUUUGACCUAAAAAAUACAGCAAAAAAAGUUUUCAUUUUUAAGUUUGCUAUUUUUUAAGUAAGAUGUUUUCUUUUGCUGUAGUUACUGAUUUAUACAGAAUGUAGUGUCUUAAUUAAAGUAUGUCACCAUUAAAACUAAAUAUCUAUCAUUUGCUAAUUAAGCUAGUUAGGAUUUAUAAUUUGGCUAGGUAAAUUGACUAGCUAGAUACAUUUAGCAUUUUAGCUAGUUGAAUUAGCUCAUUUAGAUUAGUGCUUUAGUUUGUUAAAUUAGGUCACUAGUUAGGUUUUCUAAAAAGGUGUUCACUCUCUAAAUGAGCUAACUUUGCUGAUAUGCCUAAUAUUCAAUGCUAAUCAUUUUUAAAAACAUAUGAUAAUUCUAUUUUGUCUGAGCUUAACAUUUUUCUUAGGAUCAAUCGCUUAGCAAACUAAAUAGUCAUACAGGGUUAAACAAAAUAUACUUUUAAAACGUCUCAAUUUAAUCUUCUAUAUUUUUGUUCUUUUCAAAUGUAGAUACUGCUUAAGCCUCAAUCAAGUCAAUUUUCAUCCUAUACUUUCAUUUAAAAAUGGCAAGUGAGUAAAAUUUUUAGACAAUUCCAAUUAUUUUACUAAAAUACAUUUGAUCUGUGCUUUUUCCCCUUUCUGUUGUCUAAUGUCAAAUCUAUAUGCAGGAAUGCAAAACAUUUGGUCAGUAUGUUCACAGGAGAGCAGUUUGAUGAUGUGUCACAUGUUUAUAUUCCUUGCUCAUCCACUGAAUGAAUGAUGAAAUAUAAUAAAACUAUUUGUGACCUAAUUAAAAAACAAGAAGAAAAAACAUACUAAAAGCACAGAGUUUAUCUUAAGCAUCACCCACACUGCUUUCCUAUAAUUACAAAAGUCCUUUAGAUUUACUUUGUUCUAUUUGUGAAUUUCAACAGAUAAUCAGUACACUAUUAUUAUAAGUUAUUAACAUAGUGGAACAAUAUGUGAAAAAUGAAAAGCUUACAAUCUGUUGUUUUAUCCUUUUUUCUUAUUUAUUUAUUUAUUUAUUCAUGUGUUUUUACAUUAUGUUUUGGGGCUGUGUAAGACAUUUUCAUAUAGCCUUCUACCACACAGUUUUAAGUAUAUUCCAUGUCGACUAAGUGGAACUCACUCAUUUGUUUUUAAUAUAUCAGGAAACAGAACAUUCUUUCCCAUCAAUUGAUACUGUUCAGAUUCUUAUCAGUUGUUGCACAAUUGUGAAAUGGGUGUAAAUAAUGUAGUAUUUCUAAUGAAAAAUUCGCUUUUAAUUGUAUGUAUAUAUAUUUUUGAUUAUGAAUUGUUUUAGAGCCAACAAAACUGUCUGUGAAAUGUUAGUCUAUUAUGAGUGCCAGUCACAGAAUGAGAGCGAAACAUUUAGAAUCAAAUUGUUGAAAAAGGCAAAGCUCAUUACACUAUUAAUGAUUGGCAGUUUGGUUUUGAGGAUACGCUGAAACUCUUAGACCAUUAGUUGAUCCAAUGCAACAUUUUCAUCUAAUAGCAAAACCUCAUCUAAUUUAACAAACGCAACGUGGCAUUCAAAAUGCAAUUUGUUGCAAACAUAACAGAAGAGAAAAGCAAAGCUAUUAGGAGAAGAUAUGCAAACCUUGAUUGCCAUUUUAUUCUGUUGAUGAAAUAUAAAUUACCUUUGGACCAUCACUUUUGUAUAUUGGUACUUGGAACACUUUGUAAACCAAAUCUGUUUGUGAAAAUGGAUUUAAUAUGCUGUAUUCUUAAGUUCUAGGCGUGAGUAUUCCAUGUGAAAUUAAAUAGCUCAGUCUGCACUGUACAAUAUAAACAAAACGAGUAUAUGGAGUUAUGAGUUAUGUUGCAUGAUUAUUAUUUUGACUUGUGUGACAUGUCUUUUUUAGAAUUUCAUGACAUUUCAAAUGGUAAAGUUUCAACAUCACAUUGACCAUGCUGAGUGAUUGAUACUAAAUGCAUAAUUUGUAGCUAGUUUUCAGAUUUUGCUUAAUUCUUUUUAUUUGUAAUUAAUUAUAAUAACAAAUAAUAUGCCCUAUGGAUGCAUGAAUUUAAGAUUGCACAUGUUAGAGAUAUGACACAAUAAAUGUUGCUUGUAGCAAGCAAAAUGAUUGUUUAUCCCUAAAACAGUGGCAGCAAAAUGUCUUGUGCAUGGAAAAAAGACUCGAAAUGAUCUUACUUACAGUCUAUUAGGACUGAUUAUAUUUUGCACAAAGUGAUGCGAAACAAUGCUUGAGGGAGGAGAAUUGAAAUGGGAAUAAAGAUGGAACUAUGUGUCCAUUUCACACUUGCUAAUCUAGAAUUGGGCAUGGAUUUUUGUUAUAGCACAGGCCGUUCAUGUUGUUGAACUGAAAUCAUACAUGAAUUGUGAAAUAUCAUAUUUCCUAUAAUAUUGUAUAUUUUACUGUUGUCUUUUUGAUGGAAAAGUGUAAAUGAAAUAAA
Molecule: messenger RNA, 5006 nt
Organism: Silurus meridionalis
Lineage: Eukaryota; Metazoa; Chordata; Actinopteri; Siluriformes; Siluridae
Product: thyrotropin-releasing hormone receptor
Exons: 3
Coding region: 289-1494 (401 amino acids)
Biological process (GO): phospholipase C-activating G protein-coupled receptor signaling pathway
Cellular component (GO): membrane
Molecular function (GO): thyrotropin-releasing hormone receptor activity
Source: RefSeq, a predicted model, not a curated record